Molecule: messenger RNA, 1674 nt
Organism: Rotaria socialis
Lineage: Eukaryota; Metazoa; Rotifera; Eurotatoria; Philodinida; Philodinidae
Source: the annotation of a GenBank genome assembly
AUGGAAACACAAAUCAUACCUUCGUUCUGCAAUAUUCAGCAGAAAACUACAUACAACAGAAUAGUAUUUGAUAGCACCAAUGGCUUGAAACCCGAAUUACGCCGAUUAGCAACAUUUGGACCACUGUCACUAUAUACACAUUCAAUGCCUACAAAAGGAAUACUCGCAAAAUUUGGAAUCUACUACACAGGAAAAUCAGAUAUAGUGAAAUGUGAUGGAUGUGAUUUCGAACAUGAAUUGUUUAAAUCAGAUAUAAACCCAAUUGAGGAACAUAGGAAACAAAGUCCACAAUGUCAAUUUGUUUUAGAUAACAAUGCACUCUCUCAGAUGAAUCAUCAACGAUUAUUAUCGACUAUAGCAACUUCAGCACGAAGGAAUGUCGUCGCUUCGAAUCAUCAAACUGAAAUGGAUCUAGAUGAUAAUGAUGAUGCGGACGAUGAAAAUCUACAAAAAUUAUUUAUCAAAUCAUUACCAAAAGAAAUGCUCGAUAAAAUUCGAGCAGAUACAUUCUCCAAUUGGCCAAUAAUCACGCCUUCUGCAAAAGACAUGAUUAAUUCUGGUUGGACAUUUACUAAUAUUGCAGAUCGUGUUAUAUGCAUUUAUUGCAAUACAAUAGUGCAUAAAUGGACAACAACGGAUCAGCCCUAUGAAAUUCAUCGAUUGAAAUCUCCUCGAUGUCCUUUUGUGUUGGUGACGGAAAAAAUGAAUUCAGCGAAACCAUCUGCUACAAAAAUAGCAAUUACUAGUGCACCUAACGUAGAGACUGCUGUUGCACCAGUUACUAAUAAUUAUACUUUAGCGCCUCAUCGAUAUGAGACUUUUCAAAACUGGCCUCAGACCGAAACAAAUCCAUUGCCUUCUAUAGAGUCAUUCGUUAGCGCGGGAUUUUUCUAUACAGGCGAAAACACCGUUGUCAGAUGUUUUUAUUGCAACGGCUCUCUCCGUAACUGGCAGAGUAGUGAUGAUCCGAAAAUAGAGCACUGCAGAUGGUUUCCUCAAUGUGCCUAUAUUCGGCAAUAUGUCGGAGAAGACCUAUAUCAAGCUAUACAGAAAAAGAAUUGUGAAAUUCAACAUCAGCAAAACAGCCCAAACGACAUUAAUGCUCAAAGAUCGCAAAGCGCUCCAUGGACAGAAAUUGAGCUUGCUAGAAUGGUUAAAGCGCGUCUUGAUUUACCCAUAGUCGAAACACUUCGCCGAAUGGGUUUCACCAUGGGAAUCAUCAAGAAAGCAUUUGAAAGCCAAUUGAGAAAUAAACAUGAUGAUUUCAAAACUGACAAUGAUCUUCGAUUGGCUUGUCUCAUACUUCAUCAACAAGUUAAAUUAAUCAAUGGCAAUAGGAAUAUUCUACUUGUUCCUGAAGAUUGGAUGAACAAAUAUAUCGAAGAACAAAAGCGAGCUAUGGAUCAAUCUACACCAGAACACUUAGAAACUUUACAGACACCUGCUAUGGAUGCCGAAGCACCUGCAGUUUUGACACAAGUGAUAGCACAACCGAAGAUAGUGCCAAAACCAGAUGAAGAAUCAAUGUUAUGUGUACUCUGUCUUACAACGGAACGUCAAAUAGCCUGUAUGCCGUGUGGUCAUUUCACUAGUUGCGUAGAGUGCGCCCACAGUUUACGGACAUGCCCAAUCUGUCGAGCACCGGUCAAAGCUUUUGUUCGGAUAUACGUGUAA